Messenger RNA from Myodes glareolus (Bank vole), 171 nucleotides. NCBI's taxonomy places the organism in Eukaryota, Metazoa, Chordata, Mammalia, Rodentia, Cricetidae. The record is from RefSeq and is a predicted model, not a curated record.
AUGGGUCACCAGCUGCUCUACUGGAGUCACCCUAGGAAGUUCGGCCAGGGAUCCCGCUCCUGCUGCGUCUGCUCAAACCACCACAGUCUGAUCUGGAAAUACAGGCUGAACAUGUGCCGCCAGUGUUUCCAGCAGUACACGAAGGACAACGGUUUCAUUAAGUUGGACUAA